AGCUAGGAUUGUUGCUACAGAGGCUGUGAUCAUAAAAGUGCGAGAAGGAGAAAGGGCCAGCCGAGCCUGCGGGACAAGGAUCAGAGAGCUUCCCCAGUUCACGAGGUUGAUUCCUCUGCUAGCAACAGCUCGCCAAUGUAACACUGUGAAGAUGGGCAAUACUUUCAGAGCCAUCAUUUCCUUUAUCCCUGCAGAUAUCUGCCAGAAAUACAUCUUAGGAGACCUUGAAGAGAUGCCAAUUGACAAAAUGGUGGAUCUGAGCAGCAGGCAAGUGAGACUGUUUCCUUUGUGUGUUUGCUCUUUCAGGGAACUGGUCAAGCUGUACCUGAGUGAUAACAAGCUGAAACAUCUGCCCUCAGAGCUGGAACAACUACAGAACCUCCAAAUCCUGGCACUGGAUUUUAACAACUUCCAUACACUGCCCCCAGUGGUGUGCACCUUGAAACAGCUCUCUAUUCUUUACCUGGGAAACAACAAACUGGGAGACCUACCUGCAGAGCUACAGCAGCUGCACAACCUCAAGUCGCUAUGGAUUGAGUCCAACUGCUUCUACCACCUCCCCAAUGUGGUGUGUGAACUGAGGCACCUCAAGACCUUGCACGUUGGCUCCAAUGCCCUGCACUCCCUACCUGGACAGCUACGGUACCUGAAGGAGCUGCGCACCCUCUGGAUCUCCAGUAACUUACUGACUGAGUUCCCACGUGUGUUGCUGCACAUGCCCUUCUUAGAAGUGAUUGAUGUGGAUUGUAAUGCCAUCCGUGACUUCCCCAAUCUCACACACCUUAGUGGUUUGAAGCUGGUGAUCUACGACCACAACCCUUGUAUAAAUGCACCCAAAGUGGCAAAAGGGGUGCAUAGGGUUGGGAGGUGGUCUGAGGAAAGCCCUGAGCCUAGGAAGCGAUCCGGUCUGCAGAGGAACAAAGGGGCUGAGGAUCUCAAUUCCCUUCUCCCUCCUCCUCCUCUCUCCUUCAAACACUCUUGAGGUACCAAGGACUGUAGAACUGGUAGCAUGCCACAGCCACACCAGGGGCUGGUUUUUCCUUUUACAUGCAAAAUGUUUGCAUAAACAUUGUACUUGUGGGAUUUCUUUUGAUUUCUAUAAUAUGUGUACAUGCAUAGUUUUGUGAAAAACGGCAGCACCUGUCUUAAUGUGAUAGCCAUUAAAGAGAUGGAGCAGUUACCAGA
Messenger RNA from Pogona vitticeps (central bearded dragon), 1185 nucleotides. The record is from RefSeq and is a predicted model, not a curated record. NCBI's taxonomy places the organism in Eukaryota, Metazoa, Chordata, Lepidosauria, Squamata, Agamidae.